Molecule: messenger RNA, 600 nt
Organism: Meloidogyne enterolobii
Lineage: Eukaryota; Metazoa; Nematoda; Chromadorea; Rhabditida; Meloidogynidae
Source: the annotation of a GenBank genome assembly
AUGAAAAAAUAUUACUUCGCUGCGAAACAACUAAGCAAUUCUCCUCCAAAUGCUCUCCGUCGUCUGCAACAGGAGCUUGUUGAUGUGACUGAUAAUCCAAUCGAGGGUAUCAAAGUUCAUUCUGCUGCCGAAGAUAUCUUCAUAUGGAAGGUUGCCAUAUUUGGUGCGCCUGGAACGUUCUAUCAGACGCUCAAGUUCCCGCCCAGAUAUCCAUUCGAGCCUCCUUCCAUGCGCUUCGAUAAUCCACUCUUUCAUCCUAAUGUGUAUAAGGACGGAAGAGUAUGCAUAAGCAUCUUGCACCCGCCUGGACAGGAUAAGCUGAGUGGAGAAUCGGCCGCCGAACGUUGGAACCCUGCUCAUGGCGUCCGCAGUAUUCUACUCUCCGUGAUAUCGAUGCUGAAUGAGCCUAACAUUUCUUCACCGGCAAAUGUGGAUGCUUCUGUGAGCUACCGCAAGCAUAAGGAGAAUGGCAACAAAGAGUUCCCAGAUAUAAUAAAGAAGAUGGUUGAAAAGUCGAAGGCGGAGGCAGCUAAGGACGGGGUGAAGGUACCUGAAACUGAGGAGGAGUACGUAAUCAGAGCUAGAGUAAGGCGUCAGUAA